Messenger RNA from Loxodonta africana (African savanna elephant), 2356 nucleotides. It is a transcript of the gene TPM3, whose product is annotated as tropomyosin 3. The transcript is spliced from 9 exons. Gene Ontology annotation, molecular function: actin filament binding. Gene Ontology annotation, cellular component: actin filament. Gene Ontology annotation, biological process: muscle contraction; actin filament organization. The record is from RefSeq and is a predicted model, not a curated record. The coding region runs from base 1 to 765 and encodes 254 amino acids. Lineage: Eukaryota; Metazoa; Chordata; Mammalia; Proboscidea; Elephantidae.
AUGGCCGGGAUCACCACCAUCGAGGCGGUGAAGCGCAAGAUCCAGGUUCUGCAGCAGCAGGCCGAUGAUGCCGAGGAGAGGGCCGAGCGCCUCCAGCGGGAAGUGGAGGGGGAAAGGCGGGCCCGGGAACAGGCUGAGGCUGAGGUGGCCUCCUUGAACCGUCGGAUCCAGCUGGUUGAAGAGGAGCUGGACCGUGCUCAGGAGCGUCUGGCCACUGCCCUGCAAAAGCUGGAGGAGGCAGAGAAAGCUGCUGAUGAGAGCGAGAGAGGUAUGAAGGUUAUUGAAAACCGGGCCUUAAAAGAUGAAGAGAAGAUGGAACUCCAGGAAAUCCAACUCAAAGAAGCUAAACACAUUGCAGAAGAGGCAGAUCGGAAGUACGAGGAGGUGGCUCGUAAGUUGGUGAUUAUUGAAGGGGACUUGGAACGCACAGAGGAGCGAGCUGAGCUGGCAGAGUCUAAGUGUUCUGAGCUGGAGGAGGAGCUGAAGAAUGUCACCAACAACCUCAAGUCUCUUGAGGCUCAGGCGGAGAAGUACUCUCAAAAAGAAGACAAAUAUGAGGAAGAGAUAAAGAUACUUUCUGAUAAACUCAAGGAGGCAGAGACCCGUGCUGAGUUUGCUGAGAGAUCGGUAGCCAAGCUGGAAAAGACAAUUGAUGAUUUGGAAGAUGAACUCUAUGCCCAGAAACUGAAGUACAAGGCCAUUAGCGAGGAGCUGGACCACGCCCUCAAUGACAUGACCUCUAUAGCGUCUCUACAGCCAACUUGAGCGAAACCGCCUGCUUUCUAAUGAGCUGAAGCUAACGCUGCAUGAUCUGUGUGACUGACGGGCAGGGCUCACUGAUGUCCGUUAAACUGAGCUUCCCGUUCACACCACUGACCUGGACCCCAGCACAAAGCUGAUUGCAUUUUUAGAAGUUAUACUUUUGCCCCAAACAAACUACAGCACUAAGUUGCUUUGUAAUUGGGGCACUUAGAGUAUUACCUGAUACUUCCUGAUGUACGUUCUUUUUUAAGCUUCUUAAAAGUUGAUUUUUCCCCCAGCAUUGUAAAGUUGGGAUAGCCAAUACAUGCAUUUAUAUCCCUUUUCAAGAGAUGAUGGGUGAUGAAGGGAGGUACCUGAGUUACAGUGCUAACACUCGGGAGAGUUUUCUAUUUGCCCUUUCACUUGUGCACUGACUGUAGGAUGUGUUCCCUGCAUGGAUGUUUUCUAACAAUAAAAGGACUGACUUGACAAGAUGUUGUAACUGCUUCAUCUGCAGGCCCAAGGAUGGGCCUUUCUGACUGGGUGGAAACAAAGGGAAGGGAAGGAAAAGGGUGUGGGGUAUGAAUGUGGGUCUGUGUUAGCAUCAUCUUCUCAGAGUUGGAAGAUUUGUUUUCCCCGCCUCCCUUAGAACAAUCAGUGGUUUCCUCGCUGGGCAGAUUAGAUCCUUGUUGAUGACCAACAGGUGGUUUUCUUCCUGAUAUUUUCCCUCUAGCUUCCUUUUUCUGGUUUUGUGCUUAAUUGCAAGUAACUGUUACAGGCUAGUUGUGGACAAUAAAACCAAAAAAGAGAAACCAAUCAGCUGCCAUUGCGUCGAUUCUGACUCAUGGUGACCCCAUGUGUCAGAGUAGAACUGUGCUCCAUGGGGUUUUCAAUCGCUGAUUUUUUGGAAGUAGAUCACUGACCCUUUCUUCCAAGGGGCCUCUGGGUGGGCUCAAACCACCAGCCAAAAGGUUAGCAGCUGAGUGCUUAAUCACUCGUACCACCCAGGGACUCUAGUUCUGGACAGUAAAAUAGCUCUGCAAAAAUUUCAAUUAAGGUUUUGCUUGCAAGUGUAUGUUUGGGUAGUGUUCUUGGCUUUGUUUUGCUUGGAGAUUGUUUGACUUAGCCAUGGGGGCUCCUUCGUUUCCCCAACCAGUUACUCACUUCCCCUCUACUUUUGGGAGAGAGCCUGUAGCACAUGGAGAUCCUCCUGUGUUCUUUUCAGGUUGAGACUCUGGUGUUUCUACUGGUAGAAAUAUGCCCAGCAACCCCUGUGAGUCAUUUCUACUAGGCGUUUUCUUGUGGCGAAGCCUGAAAGAGUGGAUGGCUAAAGUUUAAGGCCUACUCCUUCAGCGAGUGAAAGCCAAAAAGCCUCCGUUGGGUGUGGGAAGGAGAGGAAAUGACUAAUAAGGUCCCCAGCUCCCUCCCCCAGGAAGUACGGCCACACCUCCAACUUCAGUAGGCAAGCCAGAGGCCCUGCAAAACCCAGUGUGCAACAGCUCGCUCUGUGGCUGAGAAAGCAGCUGCUUUGUUAGUCUGCAGCUCCGCUGCAGCAGGAGGAAUCCUGAGUGUGGGCAGAACUUGAAAUUCGCUUCUGGUUUUUGUAACUUCUCUC